AUGAAAAAUCAUUCUACAAUAACAAUAUUCGUCCUUCUAGGAUUAACAGAUGACCCACAACUACAGAUUUUUCUAUCAGCAUUUCUGUUUCUCACCUACUUUCUCACUGUUGCUGGAAAUCUAAUCAUUAUCCUCCUCACGCUAGUGGACUCUCACCUUAAAACACCCAUGUACUUUUUCCUUCGGAAUUUCUCCAUCUUAGAAAUAGUAUUUACAACUGUGUGUGUUUCUAGAUUUCUAUACAGCAUGACAACUGGAGACAAAAGUGUUACUUAUAAUGCCUGUACUAUCCAAUUAUUUUUUAUCAUCCUCAUUGGGGCAACAGAAUUUUCUCUUCUGACGGCUAUGUCCUAUGACCGCUACGUGGCCAUCUGCAAGCCGCUGCACUACACCACCAUUAUGAAUGAAAGGGUAUGCAUCAUUCUUGUCUUUUGCUGUUGGCUGAUUGGGUUAAUUGUCAUACUUCCACCACUUAGCCUGGCAAUUCAGCUAGAAUUCUGUAAUUCCAAUCUCAUUGACCAUUUUGGCUGUGAUGCAUCUCCUCUUCUCAAGAUUGUAUGCUCAGACACUCAAUUUAUAGAACAACUUGUUUUAAUCAUGGCAGUGUUGACCCUCAUAUUCACAUUAGUCUGUGUAAUUGUGUCCUACACGUACAUCAUUAAGACUAUUUUAAGACUCCCGUCUGCUCAGCAAAGAAAAAAGGCUUUUUCCACCUGUUCUUCACACAUGAUUGUAGUUUCCAUCACCUAUGGAAGCUGCAUCUUCAUCUAUAUUAAACCAGCAAAAGAAGGAGUGGCCAUUAAUAAGGUGGUGUCAUUGCUCAACACCUCAGUUAUCCCUUUGAUGAACCCUUUCAUUUAUACUCUACGGAAUAGGCAAGUCAAACAAGCCUUGAAGGAUUCGAUUAAAAAGAUUGCUUUUCUUUCAAAAAAUUAG
This is a messenger RNA of Galeopterus variegatus (Sunda flying lemur), 936 nucleotides long. RefSeq names its product olfactory receptor 6C2-like. The record is from RefSeq and is a predicted model, not a curated record. The transcript has a single exon. Lineage: Eukaryota; Metazoa; Chordata; Mammalia; Dermoptera; Cynocephalidae. Gene Ontology annotation, biological process: G protein-coupled receptor signaling pathway. Gene Ontology annotation, molecular function: olfactory receptor activity; G protein-coupled receptor activity. Gene Ontology annotation, cellular component: membrane. Bases 1 to 936 code for a protein of 311 amino acids.